CAUGGCGGACCAAAAAAGAUGAAAACGGAAGGUGGAAAACCCCUAAACCAGUUACGAGUAAAUGGAUAGCUGAGAAUUAGAAACUCAGAAUGGCACACUUCGGGAAAGAUGUUGAUAAUUUUAGUGCUACAAGAACCAUUAGAAUUGUUGGAGUAGAAACUAAUGAAAAAUUCACGACAUACAUUAUAGAAGUUGCAGUAGGACACUACGUUUGGAGAGUGAAGCAUCGUUACAAUGAUUUUCACGACCUACACGAUCAGCUUGUAUAUUCCUGUAAAGUGGACAAGUGCCUGCUACCACCAAAGAAAAUGUUUGGGAACCAGAGUGAAUCCUUUAUAAAGAAGCGACAGGCUGACUUAGAGGCUUAUCUUCAGACCAUGCUGUACUACCUCGCUCACAAAGUCCCAUCUGCCCUCGCCACCUUCCUACAAUUCGACAAAUAUGAAAUUCAUGGUAUUACACAAUGCAUGGCAGAAGAAUUAUACAACAGAGGUGAGAUCCUGCUGCAGUCCCGGGACCCCUACGUCGUGACCCCCCUCCAGUUAUACUCCCUGACCGAGAGACUGAAGCUCCCCGAACCCACGUGUGAGAGUGGUGAUGUAAAGAAAGACAUUGGACACAUUCUGGAUUUUAUCACAAGAGUUAAAUGCUUGAAGGUGGCAGGCAGUCGUGAUAGAGUAGGUACCAGUAAUAUAGACAUGACACAACUGAAGUUUGACCUCUCUCUCUUCAAGUCCUUACAAUGUCUGGAGACUGAAUGCUGUCAUGUUAGUAAUAUACUGGGAAUAGAGACAAUAAAGGAGACGCUGGAGAAAGUCAGUAUACGACAGGGUCUGACCAAUAUAAGGGACUUGGUGCUGAAUGGCUUGAGGCAGUGGAAGGCGGAGGAUGGUACGGUACUGGUCACACACUGGGAUAAUCUGGUGGAGGCUGACUUCAGCAGGAACUCCCUCAGUGAGAUAGACGACAGUGUGCAACUGAUUCCCCGUGUGGAGGUACUGGACCUGAGCCACAACAGACUGACUGGUGUCCAGCAUCUGAACUGGCUCAGUCAACUCACUCAACUCGAUCUCUAA
Saccostrea cuccullata (small rock oyster) is the source of this 1076-nucleotide messenger RNA. RefSeq names its product nischarin-like. NCBI's taxonomy places the organism in Eukaryota, Metazoa, Mollusca, Bivalvia, Ostreida, Ostreidae. The transcript is spliced from 10 exons. Gene Ontology annotation, molecular function: phosphatidylinositol binding; protein binding. The record is from RefSeq and is a predicted model, not a curated record. The coding region runs from base 90 to 1076 and encodes 328 amino acids. Gene Ontology annotation, cellular component: intracellular membrane-bounded organelle.